UCACAAACCGUCCAAAUUUGCUCUUAUCAGUAUAAAUAUGAAAGGCUAUCAAACCGACCUCUCUCCCACUCACUAUAACUUUCUUCAAUAAUUACAAAGACCUUGGCAAGGUUACUCGUGUUGAAUCAGUCAUGUCGAAUGCAUAUUUUAUUGGUGUUGACGUGGGCACAGGUAGUGCACGAGCCGCCUUAGUCACCGAUAAUGGCAAAAUUGUUAAAACGGCGGUCCAAAGCAUCCAAACGUGGAACCCGCAGCAGGAUUUUUACGAGCAAUCGUCGGACGAUAUCUGGAAUGCCUGUGUGACGUGCAUUAAGAAAGUGGCCGAAGGGGUCAACCCCGACGAUGUCAAGGGCCUGGGCUUUGACGCCACUUGUUCACUCGUGGCUUUGGACAAGUCGGGGAACCCCCUAAGUGUGAGCCCGAGUGGCAAUGACCGCCAAAACGUAAUUCUGUGGCUCGACCAUCGCGCUUCGGGCGAAGCCGCCAAAAUCAACAAACUCAGUCACUCCGUUCUUAAAUACGUCGGGGGGAAAAUCUCGCUCGAAAUGGAAACGCCGAAGUUGCUUUGGCUUAAAACCCACCUCCCGAAACAAUGGGCUAAAGUGGGGCUUUUUUUCGACUUGCCUGAUUUUCUGACGUGGAAAGCGACAAGUUGCGAGACGCGCUCGCUUUGCUCGUUGGUCUGUAAGUGGACUUAUGAUGGCCAAGCCGGCUGGAGCCCCAGCUAUUUUCAAGAAAUCGGUUUGGGGGAUUUACAGGAGGAUAACUGGCGGAAAAUCGGCGCCACAGUGCUGUCACCCGGCUCUCCGGUCGGCCAGGGUUUGAGCAAACAAGCGGCCAAAGAGCUGGGGCUUAAAUUUGGUACCCCUGUUGGUACUUCCAUUAUUGACGCCCAUGCGGGCGGUUUAGGGCUUGUCGGGUGCCGAGCUGGCGUUAAUCCGGAUUUUAGUACAAGAUUAAGUUUGAUUUGUGGCACCUCCACUUGCCACAUGGCUGUGGCCAACAAACCCGUCUUUACGCCAGGUGUUUGGGGGCCGUAUUUCAGCGCAAUGGUCCCAGGAAUGUGGCUGAAUGAAGGGGGGCAAAGCGCCACCGGAAAACUAAUAGACCAUGUGAUAGACUCACACCCGGCCACUGCAACUAUCAAAGGCAAAAUCGGAGAAAUGCACAUUCAAACCUACUUGAGCAACCUUUUAAAGGAUUUGGCUAAAAAAGCAAAUUUAGAUAAUGUGGCUUUUUUGACGAGAGAUCUCCACGUCUGGCCUGAUUUUCACGGGAAUCGGUCACCAAUCGCAGACCCGACGCUGAAGGGGGCUGUUUCUGGACUGACUUUGGCAGAAGAUGAGGAAAGCUUGGCCCUGCUGUAUCUAGCCACUGUCCAAGCUUUAGCGUACGGCACUCGCCACAUUCUUGAAUCGUUGAUUAAAUCAGGCCAUUUCAUCGAAUCGGUUCUAAUUUGUGGCGGUUUGAGUAAAAAUUAUUUAUUCACGCAAACCCAAGCCGAUGUUGUUAACCUUCCGGUUGUCUGUCCGGAAGAAAUUGAGUCGGUUUUGUUGGGUUCAGCAAUAUUAGGCGCCUGUGCUGCGAAGUAUUUCCCCGAUAUGACCACAGCCAUAAAAUCAAUGGGUGGUAAAGGAAAAGUCGUAUCACCGAAUCCCUCGAUUAUGGAUUAUCACAAUAAGAAGUACAAAGUUUUUCUAGCCAUGUACGAACAUCAGGUGCAAUACAGAACGAUCAUGAGUCAAUAAAUUGUUUAAAACUG
Molecule: messenger RNA, 1762 nt
Organism: Tribolium castaneum (red flour beetle)
Lineage: Eukaryota; Metazoa; Arthropoda; Insecta; Coleoptera; Tenebrionidae
Exons: 5
Coding region: 132-1748 (538 amino acids)
Biological process (GO): pentose metabolic process; carbohydrate phosphorylation
Cellular component (GO): cytoplasm
Molecular function (GO): D-ribulokinase activity
Source: RefSeq, a predicted model, not a curated record